Molecule: messenger RNA, 1680 nt
Organism: Jatropha curcas
Lineage: Eukaryota; Viridiplantae; Streptophyta; Magnoliopsida; Malpighiales; Euphorbiaceae
Source: RefSeq, a predicted model, not a curated record
UCAGUGCCCUACCACAGGCCAAAAACCCCACUACCUUCCUCCAAUCUCCCAUCAUUUUCAUUUUAAAUGAACUCAACAUGUUCAAUACUCCUAAUAAUUUUUUUUUAACUCCUUUUUAAGUAGAAAAUUUAACAUAAAUUGGCAUGUGGAAACACCCAUUGCAUUUCUUAAUUCAAUUCCAAUUUCCUCCCAACACAAUCACCCAAGCAAUGAACUCUUUCUUCCCUUAAACCAAUAAAGACACAUAGAAUCCCUUUUGACUCUCUGUUUCUCUAUUUUGAUGUCCUUAAAAUUAUAUAACAGAAAAUCCAAGAGAGAGAGUUUCUUUGUCUUUCUUUUUGUUUUCUGCAUGAAGCAGAGUACUCUGUUCUGCUUCACUUUCCUCUGUUACAAUGAAGUAUAUAAGAACCAAAAGCUUGAAAAGGCUUUUUUCAUUAAAAAGGCAAGGACUUGAAGAGGGAAUCACCAUUGAAGGAGAAAAAAAGCUUGUUCAAGAAACAGAGCAUUCUUCAAAACCCACUUGGAGGUGUUUCUCCUAUGAAGAAAUACUUGAAGCCACAAACGGUUUUAACCCAGGUUUUAGAGAACAUUGUGGGUAAAGGAGGCUAUGCAGAGGUUUACAAAGGAGAACUAAGAGAUGGAGAAAAAAUUGCAAUAAAAAGGCUAACAAAAGCUUGUAAUGAUGAAAGAAAAGAAAAGGAGUUUCUUACAGAGAUUGGGACAAUUGGUCAUGUUUGUCAUCCAAACGUGUUAUCUUUAUUAGGUUGUUGUACCGAUAAUGGCCUUUAUCUCAUCUUCCAUUUCUCCCCUCGAGGCUCUGUUGCUUCUCUUCUUCAUGAUCAAAAUUGUCCAGUUUUGGAUUGGAAAAUAAGGUACAAGAUUGCUAUUGGAACAGCUAAAGGGCUUAAUUACCUGCAUAAAGGAUGUCAAAGAAGGAUUAUUCACCGUGACAUUAAAUCUUCAAAUAUUCUACUGACAGCUGAUUUUGAACCAUUGAUAUCUGAUUUUGGAUUGGCAAAAUGGCUUCCAUCACAAUGGUCUCACCAUUCAAUUGCUCCUAUUGAAGGAACUUUUGGGCACUUAGCACCAGAGUACUAUAUGCAUGGAAUAGUGGAUGAGAAAACAGAUGUAUUUGCAUUUGGAGUCUUUUUGUUAGAAAUCAUUUCUGGAAGGAAACCAGUAGAUGGGUCUCACCAAAGCAUACACAGCUGGGCUAAACCAAUAUUAAACCAAGGAGAGAUUGAAAGCCUUGUAGAUCCAAGACUUGGGGGGUCCUAUGAUCCUACUCAGCUGAAAAGACUUGCCUUUGCUGCUUCUCUUUGUAUUAGAGCAUCUUCCACGUGGCGCCCUACCAUUAAUCAGGUCUUAGAAGUAAUGGAAGAGGAAGAAAUGGAUAAAGAGAGAUGGAAGAUGCCAGAGGAAGAAGAGCAAGAAGAAGAAUUUUUGGGAUUUGAAGAUUUAGAAUAUGAAUGUGAUACUUCCUUCUCUAUUUCUCCUCGAGAUUCAAUCUCUACAAGGAGUUCUUUGACAAUUGUAAGUUAGGAGGAUUUAAAUAAAUCCUAACCACAAACUUUUGUCGGCAUGUAAAUAUAUACAUAUAUGUGUACGUGUCAUUAUAAAUCAAACUGUUUAUCUACAGAGUACUUUCCAAUGCAAUGAUUAUCAGUUAACAUUGAUAUA